AUGGAUGUAGGAGAGGUGAUUUAUUUGCUGGUGGAGGUCCUCAUUGCUGUUAUGUGCUGCCUGGGUAACAUGCUGGUGAUCGUGGCUCUGUGGAAAACUAAAAGCAUCCAACAGCCCACCUUCUGCCUCAUUUUGUCUCUGGCCGUGGCUGACUUCAUGGUUGGAUCCGUGGCCAUACCGUUCGCUGUGAUGGUGGAUAGACGCAUAACGACUUCGUUCCAUGUUUGCCUCUUCCUCAGCUGUGUGGUCAUACUGUUGACUGUGGUUUCAGUCCUCUGCCUGCUGGCUAUUGCUGUGGACCGUUACCUGCGGGUGUAUAGCCCUCUCUGGUACAAAAGAACUGUAACAUGGAGACACUCUUAUUUUGCGGUGGCUAUGUGUUGGCUUGUUUCAGUACUACUGAGUUCAACUCCCCUGCUUGGAUGGCACAAAGACCCCUCAGAGCAUGCAAAUGCUACAGGUUUAUGCCAGUUCAUCAAAGUGAUUCCCAUGUCCUACCUGGUUUAUUGUUACUUUUUUCUGUGCACUUUGACGCCGCUGUUCGUUAUGACUGCAUUGUACGGCUGUGUUUUUUGUUACAUUAAAAAAAACCUUAGAGCGAAACCAGGCAACGGUGCACAAAACCAGCUGCAGGAUUACCUGAGGAAAGAGAAACGGCUGGCAGGAUCUCUGGCUCUGGUCUUGUCCCUGUUCACCCUCUCAUGGCUCCCCCUGAACAUAAUGAACUGCAUUGAAUUCUAUCAGCCCCAAAGUGUAAAAGUCACAACUUUCUAUGCUGGCAUUGCAUUUUCUCACGUGAAUUCUGCUGUCAACCCAAUUGUGUAUGCCUUUAAAAUAAAAAAAAUCAAGACGGCUUAUCUUGGGAUAUGGAAAGGCAUUUCAUGUGAAGCAGAAAAUCAAGCAUCUCAAACAAGCAAGACCGAUGAGACGGAUGACAGCAAGUAA
Nematolebias whitei (Rio pearlfish) is the source of this 945-nucleotide messenger RNA. Its product is annotated as adenosine receptor A1-like. The transcript has 2 exons. Lineage: Eukaryota; Metazoa; Chordata; Actinopteri; Cyprinodontiformes; Rivulidae. Gene Ontology annotation, biological process: G protein-coupled adenosine receptor signaling pathway. The record is from RefSeq and is a predicted model, not a curated record. Gene Ontology annotation, cellular component: membrane; synapse; dendrite. The coding region runs from base 1 to 945 and encodes 314 amino acids. Gene Ontology annotation, molecular function: G protein-coupled adenosine receptor activity.